Vitis vinifera (wine grape) is the source of this 1287-nucleotide messenger RNA. RefSeq lists its product as uncharacterized. The coding region runs from base 432 to 965 and encodes 177 amino acids. The transcript is spliced from 4 exons. NCBI's taxonomy places the organism in Eukaryota, Viridiplantae, Streptophyta, Magnoliopsida, Vitales, Vitaceae. The record is from RefSeq and is a predicted model, not a curated record.
AUGACAUAGAUAAAGAUAUGAGAGGGGUAGGAGACUUAUAAUUGAAGCAGAGAGCCCUUGACAUGGUUCAGAAAUUAAACCUUGAUUGCGACUCUCUUAUCCAAUUUUGAUUUGACCCACUUUUUUUUUUCCAAAGAAAAAUGUGCUUAUAUUAACUCCAAUAAUGACCAUUCAGCAGUAUUCACUGCUCCCACUUUGGAAUCCAUUUCCAUUGCAACAUUUACUUACCCAUUCCGCACUUGUUUUAACGGCGGCGCUACAAAAAGUAGUUCAACGCAGUAAUGAGGUUCUGGCGGUUCUCUUUUAUCCUUUUUCUUUUGCCUUCCUUUGUUCCGUUUCCGGCUAUUUUGAGAUCCCCUUUGUAAUGUUCUUGGAAUCCAUGUUUUGGGUGGUGCCGAGAUCUGCACUUCUGCGGUUUUUUUGGGCGUAAUAUGAUAAUCUACACUCCCCUAUCUGCUUGGAUCGGUCGCGUUUUUGCAUGCAUGGGAGGUUGUCUUGGAUGCUGUACCAAACCCACACCAAUUAUUGCUGUGGACGAGCCAUCAAAGGGAUUGAGAAUUCAAGGGCGGACAGUGAAGAAACCCAGUAUAUCAGAAGAUUUUUGGAGCACCAGCACAUGCGAGAUAGAUAACAGCACUGUCCAAUCUCAAAGAAGCAUAUCAUCUAUCAGCACCUCAAACCAGUCCCUUACUCACUAUAGUGGCAUUGGUAGCACGAGCAAUAAUUCUGAAUUUAUAAAUCAUGGUCUUCUUCUCUGGAAUCAGACAAGGCUUCAGUGGGUUGGAAAUAAAAGGUCUGAGAAUCAGAGUCAACAAAUUCGGGAGCCCAGAUUAAGAUGGAAUGCAACUUAUGAAGGUUUACUUGGAACCAACAGGCGUUUCUCCCAGCCCAUCCCUCUCUCUGUAAGUCUUCUGUGCUGUAAGGUGGUCUUAAAUCAAUCUCCCAGUAACCCCCACCGUGGCUAACUGCUUCGAUCUUUGACUGACAGGAAAUGAUAGAUUUUCUGGUGGACGUAUGGGAGCAGGAGGGGAUGUAUGAUUGACAAAGGGAAUUCCAGGAAAUGUUUUGGUUUCUUCAUAUAUCAGGAACCCCCGUCUUUAUAAAUUGUAACUUUAUAAAAAGCUUUGAUAUAUCGCUGAAGAGAGAAAAAGGUUGAAAAAAAUCAAGGGAUUCUUUGUCGGUUAUCAUUUCAAAUGUUAAUAUCCAUCCAAUCUUUUUCUCUCUCGCGUACUCAUGCCUGUUGAAUAUUGCCUACUGGACUCAAUGGUAUCAGCCACUUAAUAUGCA